Messenger RNA from Ornithorhynchus anatinus (platypus), 631 nucleotides. RefSeq names its product zinc finger protein Gfi-1b-like. Bases 86 to 631 code for a protein of 181 amino acids. Lineage: Eukaryota; Metazoa; Chordata; Mammalia; Monotremata; Ornithorhynchidae. The record is from RefSeq and is a predicted model, not a curated record. Gene Ontology annotation, cellular component: nucleus. The transcript has 5 exons.
GGCCUCCUAGGAUUGAGCUCUCUGGUGCUGAGUUUUCUCCUCAGGGAGUGUCUGCUCUUCCUCUUCAGCAUUCCUCCCGGGAGAGAUGCCCCGACCCAUUCGGCGCCAGACCUGGGAUGGGGGAGAGCGAUCCCCUUCCCCAGGGCCCUCGGGCCCUUCGGCCCCAGCCUUCCCCACCCCUGCGCCCCCCGAUCUCCAGCUGGCCUGGCCCUCACCUGUUCCACCCUGCAUCCCCCGGGACACCCCCCGUGGUCUGGAGCCCCCCGCCUGUGCCCGAGGAGGGCCUCCCCCUCCGCCGGAGUUCCCAGAAAGGCCCAACCAGGCUCCCAAGGAGAAGCUGUUCCCGUGCAGGGUCUGCGGGAAGAGUUUCCGCCGUUCCUCCACCCUCGCCACCCACCUGCUCAUCCACUCGGGCACCCGCCCCCACCCUUGCCCCUUCUGUGCCAAGCGCUUCCACCAGAAAUCUGACAUGAAGAAGCACACGUUCAUCCACACGGGAGAAAAACCUCACCGCUGCGGGGUCUGCGGGAAAUCCUUCAGCCAGAGCUCCAAUCUGCUCACUCACAGUCGCCAGCAUGGGCUGGCCCGACCCCUCCCCCAAAACUUACACAUGGGUGUUAGCCCAGCAUAG